UAAAAUGAGUUUUUCCUUACAUUUUGUUUGCUUGCUGUUUUUCUUGGACACUGCUGUGGUCCAAGCCGACGACACAGCAGACCUGAAACGCAGGUUGGAACUCCUGGAGUUAAAACUGGCUGAUGUAAAUGCACGUGAAAUGCACCAGAGUGAGCUCAAUAAACAUCAAGAAAAGCUACUGCAGCAUCAAAAUAAAAGAAUCCAAAAGCUUGAAUCAGCCGUUAAACAUUGCAAGAUGACAACUGAUGACUCCUUGGAGGAAGACAGAUUGCGUGAAAAUGAGAUGAGUUACUCCAAAACAGCAGGAUCCGACAUUACCAACUCAGCAACUGGCAUCACAUCCGAAGCCGAUUUAAGACAAACAAUAGACAGGAACGAGCAGACAAAAUUAGAAAACAAACGGAUUGUAUUUGAAGGACCAGUAGCAUUCACGGCGAUCAAAAUUGCAAACCAAAUCAACAUAGGAGUUAACCAGAACAUCGAAUUUGAACAAGUGGUCCUGAACGAAGGUGGUGGGUACCAUUCCAGCAAUGGACUAUUCAUCGCACCAGCAGCGGGUAUCUACAUGUUCGCGGUCACACUGUUGCGAGAGCCCUCUGACAGCUACCUUCACGGCCAAAUUGUACACGCAGGGAACGUAGUGGCUAAAAUCCACGGCACCCCGGACUCCAGCACGUGGGAUCAGGGAAGUCAGACGGUCUUCAUCAAGUUGAAUGUCGGUGAAGAAGUUUGGAUCCGCAAUGGUGAUUAUGCUCGAGAGCACAUCCAUGGGGACCUCUUUUCAUCGUUCUCAGGAUACUUGCUUUAUCCACUUUGAGUAACCGUUUCGGUGUAAAAGUAUGAAUAAAGAUUCUGAAUUGAAA
Molecule: messenger RNA, 863 nt
Organism: Mya arenaria
Lineage: Eukaryota; Metazoa; Mollusca; Bivalvia; Myida; Myidae
Product: multimerin-2-like
Exons: 2
Coding region: 5-817 (270 amino acids)
Molecular function (GO): protein binding
Source: RefSeq, a predicted model, not a curated record